AUGCCCUCCUGGGCCCUCCUGGUGGUUACCUCCUGCCUCCUCCUGGCCCCCCAAAACCUGGCACAAGUCAGCAGCCAAGGUACCUCCUUGCUGGCCUCGGAUUCAGAGCCCCUGAAAUGUUUCUCUCGAACCUUUGAGGACCUCACUUGCUUCUGGGAUGAGGAAGAAGCAGCGCCCAAUGGAACAUACCAGCUGCUGUAUGCUUAUCCAGGGGAGAAGCCCCGCGCCUGCCCCCUUAGUUUCGAGAAGAUGCUGCCCUUUGGAACCCGAUAUGUGUGCCAGUUUCCAGCCCAGGAUGAAGUUCGCCUGUUCUUUCCACUGCACCUGUGGGUGAAGAACAUGUUUCUGAACCAGACUCUGACCCAGCGGGUGCUCUUUGUGGACAGUGUGGGCCUGCCAGCUCCCCCAAAUAUCAUUAAGGCUGUGGGCGGGAGCCAACCAGGGGAACUUCAGAUCAGCUGGGAGACCCCAGCUCCUGAAAUCAGUGAUUUCCUGAGGCACGAACUCCGCUAUGGCCCCAAGGACCCCAGGAAUUCCACUGCUCUCACAGUCGUGCAGCUGCUGCCCACAGAAACCUGCUGUCCGGCCCUGCAGAGACUAAACCCAGCCCAGGCUCUGCACCAGCCUCUGUGUGCUCAGCCCGCGAUGCCCCAACAGGAUGGACCGGAGCAGACCUCCCCAACUAGAGAAGCUUCAUCUCUGACAGUGAUGAGUGGAAGCUGCCUCAUCUCAGGGCUCCAGCCUGGUAAAUCCUAUGAGCUGCAGCUGCGCAGCCAACCCGACGGGGUCUCCCUCCAAGGCUCCUGGGGAUCCUGGUCCGUCCCUGCAACUGUGGACCUGCCUGGAGAUGCAGUGGAAAUUGGACUACAGUGCUUUACCUUGAACCUGAAGAAUGUUACCUGUCAGUGGCAGCAACAGGACCAUGCCAGCUCCCAAGGCUUCUUCUACCACAGCAGGGCACGGUGCUGUCCCGGAAACAGGGACCCCAUCUGGGAGAAGUGUGAAGAGGAGAAAGCUCCGGGAUUAAAACCCUCCCAGUUCUCUCGCUGCCAUUUCAAGUCACGAAACGACAGUGUUAUUCACAUCCUUGUGGAGGUGACCACAGCCCAGGGUGCCGUUCACAGCUACCUGGGCUCCCCUUUCUGGAUCCGCCAGGCUGUGCUCAUCCCCACUCCAAACUUGUACUGGAGGGAGGUCUCCAGCGGGCAGCUGGAAUUGCAGUGGAAACACCCAUCAUCCUGGGGUGCCCAAGAGACCUGCUAUCAGCUCCGGUACACAGGAGAAGGCCAUCAAGACUGGAAGGUGCUGGAGCCGCCUCUCGGCGCCCAGGGAGAGACCUUGGAGCUGCGCCCGCGCUCCCGCUACCGCUUACAGAUGCGCGCCAGGCUCCACGGCCCCACCUACCAAGGGCCCUGGAGCGCCUGGUCAGACCCAGUGCGGGUAGAAACCGCCUCCGAGACUGCCUGGAUCUCCUUGGUGACCGCUCUGCUCGUGGUGCUGGGCCUCAGCACCCUCCUGGGCCUGCUGCUGCUGAGGUGGCAGUUUCCUGCGCACUACAGGAGCCUGAAGCAUGCCCUGUGGCCCUCACUUCCAGAUCUGCAUCGGGUCCUAGGCCAGUACCUUAGGGAUACUGCAGCACUGAGUCCACCCAAGGCUGCAGCCUCAGAUGCCUAUGAGGAAGUGGAACCCAGCCCCCUUGAAAUUCUACCCAAGUCCUCAGAGAAGACUCCUGUGGCCCUAUGUUCCUCCCAGGCCCAGAUGGACUACCGAAGAUUGCCCCCUUCUUGCCUGGGGACCAUGCCUCUGUCCGUGUGCCCACCCAUGGCUGAGAUGGGGUCUUAUUGUACCACUCACAUUGCCAACCAUUCCUAUUUACCUCUAAGCUGCUGGCAGGCCCCUCUCUCCCAGUACCCUGGACAGAUCCAAACCCACCAGACCUCUUUUCCCAUCCUCCCUACCCACCCCAGCCUCACCAUACAAACCUCUCAGAUCUCACGUCCAUCCCCCCCUGUCGGUCCUCACAGCUGGGCUCCACGACACUGACCACUGAUGAUGACCGUUUGGUACUGCUGCUGACAUAAAGCCAGGACCCUUGCUCCUCACACCAGGCUCAUUUGACUAAGCUGCUCUAACUUUCACCUACUUUCUCUCUCCUCCCUAAUGCUUGACUCCUUGA
Messenger RNA from Hyaena hyaena (striped hyena), 2176 nucleotides. RefSeq names its product MPL proto-oncogene, thrombopoietin receptor (gene MPL). The transcript has 12 exons. Gene Ontology annotation, biological process: cytokine-mediated signaling pathway. The record is from RefSeq and is a predicted model, not a curated record. Gene Ontology annotation, cellular component: external side of plasma membrane; membrane. Gene Ontology annotation, molecular function: cytokine receptor activity; protein binding. The coding region runs from base 1 to 2043 and encodes 680 amino acids. NCBI's taxonomy places the organism in Eukaryota, Metazoa, Chordata, Mammalia, Carnivora, Hyaenidae.